This is a messenger RNA of Coffea eugenioides, 1506 nucleotides long. Its product is annotated as probable sarcosine oxidase. Lineage: Eukaryota; Viridiplantae; Streptophyta; Magnoliopsida; Gentianales; Rubiaceae. Gene Ontology annotation, molecular function: sarcosine oxidase activity; flavin adenine dinucleotide binding. The coding region runs from base 99 to 1310 and encodes 403 amino acids. The record is from RefSeq and is a predicted model, not a curated record. The transcript has a single exon.
CAUUUUUUAGCAUCAGAGCAUCAAGAAAGAGAGAGAGAAGCCUAAUCAAGUAGCUUUCACAACUCCAUUAAUCUCUGGUGAAUUACAAAAGUUAAGGGAUGGAAAAUUGUACUGAAAUUUUUGAUGUAAUAGUGGUUGGAGCAGGCGUUAUGGGCAGUUCUACAGCUUACCAAACAGCUAAACGUGGCAAGAAGACACUCCUGCUUGAGCAAUUCGAUUUCUUGCACCACCGAGGCUCCUCCCAUGGUGAAUCAAGAACCAUCCGUGCAACCUACACCAAAGAUUUCUACCCUAAAAUGGUCCUAGAGUCAGCAAAACUGUGGGAAGAAGCCGAAGAAGAAGCUGGUUACAAGGUCUACUUCAAGACUUCCCAAAUUGACUUGGGUUCAUCACACAACAAGUCCCUCCAGGCCAUCAUAUCCAGCUGCCAGAAAAACAGGGUUCCUGUUCAAGUUCUCAACCAUAACCAAGUUUCCGAAGAGUUCUCCGGCAAGUUUCAAUUAACUGAGGAUUGGAUUGGUGUGGUGAUUGAGAAUGGUGGCGUUAUUAGGCCAACCAAGGCAGUUUCCAUGUUUCAAAUGCUUGCAAUGAAGAACGGCGCCAGCCUUAGAGACAACAUGGAAGUGGUAGAUAUUAAGAAAGAUCGUUCCAGAGAUGCCAUCUUGGUCAGCACCAGAAAUGGUCAAAUGUUUUGGGCGAAAAAAUGUGUUGUCACAGUUGGAGCUUGGAUGAAAAAAUUGGUCAAGGAAGUUGCAGGUCUAACUCUACCUAUACAACCCCAGGAAAUAACUGUAUACUACUGGAAAAUAAAACAAGGGCAUGAGGCUGAGUUCACGAUUGAAAGUGGUUUUCCGACUUUUUCGAGCUAUGGUGAGGCUCACAUCUUUGGCACUCCAUCUUUGGAGUUCCCAGGACUGCUCAAAAUAUUAGUGGACGGUGGCCAUCCCUGUGAUCCAGACAAGAGAACUUGGUCUGCAUCGCCUGAUACGCUUAGUGCAACAAAAGAAUGGAUCCAAAGCAAAUUUGGUGGUCUCGUUGACUCCAGCGAACCUGUCUUGACACAAUCUUGCAUGUAUUCUAUGACCCCUGACAAGGAUUAUGUGAUUGAUUACUUGGAUGGAGAAUUUGGGAAGGAUGUUGUGGUUGCUGGAGGCUUUUCAGGACAUGGUUUCAAGAUGGCACCAAUUAUUGGGAGGAUAUUGGCUGACCUUGCUAUAGAUAUGCAAGCAAAAGAUGUGGAUAUGAAGCACUUUAAUAUAAAAAGGUUUGAGGGAAACUCAGAAGGAAAUCAUGAGGAUUUUGACGAUUAAGUCGAUUCGGUUGAAUUGAGGAAUGAUUGAAGCGAAUACCAUUUUUGUGUCGUUCCUGUCAGAUAUUUGAGUUACGAUGAUUGAAUUGCUACAACUUUGAGACAUCUAUUGUACAUGCACUCAACCAGUAAUAACACUGAUUCCACUCGCCAUAUUAGUCCAACAUGCUAAUUUAAGUAAUCUUUCUCUUGUGCUU